Oncorhynchus tshawytscha (Chinook salmon) is the source of this 1084-nucleotide messenger RNA. RefSeq lists its product as uncharacterized. NCBI's taxonomy places the organism in Eukaryota, Metazoa, Chordata, Actinopteri, Salmoniformes, Salmonidae. The coding region runs from base 244 to 627 and encodes 127 amino acids. The transcript is spliced from 5 exons. The record is from RefSeq and is a predicted model, not a curated record.
CAUAUUAACACAGUACACAUACACUCAGGUCUUCUAUAUUCACACACACACACGUGCACACACACACACAGACACACAGUACAAAGAAGGUUCAGGUCCUUAUUGAUUUCCGUUUGAAGUCCCAGGUUUACUGAAGUGGCUGCUGUCUUUAAGAUUCCGUCUCUCUUGAAGUGUAUCUAUGAUAAAAAUUACAGACCUCUACAUGCUUUGUUUCUACUGAGGUGCAGGUGUUAACUUCACAAGAUGCCGAUACAAGACACGUUUCUCAUUUUAGAAAUCUUCAUCCCGUUGAUCACAUUUGGCAUCAGCAUCGUCUGCUGCAUAGCCUUCUGUAAGUCCUUACACCGGGCCCGCGAGGUGCAUCUGGACCGGGAGGAGAGACGAGACAGGCCCUCCAUCUAUGUCAUUCCCUUCCCCACAGUAUCUUAUGACAACGAAGACAUCCACAGGCCUCCUCGCUACAGCAACUCAGAGUUCUACAGCCCACCUCCUGCCUACAAUGAGGUGGAGAUGAAGCCAGACUUUAUCCACCCAGAGCUUCCUCCAGCCUAUUCUGAGCUCUCCAACACACCUGUUUUCCCCAUGCAAUCUUACUCAGUGCCUCCUGAACCCCACUCCCAACCAUAGGACCGUACCACCUUAGGAAUCCUGUGAGGGGGAGGCCUGAGGCCACAGACUAAGGGAUAAAUAACACAGAAAAUGGCACAUACUGUAUGUGGAGUGGGGAUCCUGAAGCUGGACAUGUAUACCACAGAGACUUGGUCCUUGGGAAUGUGGAAUGGGGACGUGAGGUGGAAAGUUUGGAGACCAUAAGGAAAAGCAAGUGUUUGGACGUCUAUGAAAGUGUGUACUUUAAAGCAAAAGUUGGGGAUAAGAGAUCAAAUGGGGUUGCGUAGUAGCUAUAGCUACCAAUCUGUACAAACCAGUGUGUAAAUAUUAAGAAAUCUUUCACAUUUUAUUUUUCAAAGUGUAACUCAGAAUAGUUUAUUAAUUUAUGUAAAAUCUCAUGGACCUUGUUGUGUAAUAUGGUAAAUUAUUUUAACUAUUUUGACAUUGGGAAUAAAGUCUGUUCUCAUAUCAAUGA